AUGGAUCAUCAAGCAGUUAUGGAAAAAUAUGAAAAAUUCAUAACUCUAUUUAGACGAGUGAUGUUGUCACAAAUUUUCGUAUCAUCGUUAUCGGUCAUCAUGCUUUGGUUUAUAUUCAUAAUGAGUUUUUCCAGCGAUGAUAGAUUUCAAGCUUCAGAUGUUGUGAUAAAAAAAAUGUUUUGCUCAAUUCCUUCAUUAUUAUUUCAAAUAUUUAUGGUGUGUUAUUUAUUUGGGAAUCUACACAGUCAACAAGAUUCAAUAAUAUUCGCAUUGUACAGCAGUAAUUGGACUGAAAUGGACAUGAAAUGUAAGAAAUUGAUAUUAUUAACAAUGAAAUUGAAUAAUGCUUACUACAAAAAGUUAAAAUUCACUAGAACAAAAAUAGUUAACUUGGAAAUGUUUUUUAAAACGAUGGGCGAUUGCUACUCAAUUAUUUCAGUUUUAGUAAAUUAUAUCCAAAGAAAAGUUGAAUAA
Messenger RNA from Myzus persicae (green peach aphid), 474 nucleotides. Its product is annotated as odorant receptor 33b-like. The record is from RefSeq and is a predicted model, not a curated record. Gene Ontology annotation, cellular component: plasma membrane. Gene Ontology annotation, biological process: detection of chemical stimulus involved in sensory perception of smell; sensory perception of smell. The coding region runs from base 1 to 474 and encodes 157 amino acids. NCBI's taxonomy places the organism in Eukaryota, Metazoa, Arthropoda, Insecta, Hemiptera, Aphididae. The transcript is spliced from 5 exons. Gene Ontology annotation, molecular function: odorant binding; olfactory receptor activity.